AAUAAACCAAACCAGUUUUAUCCAGUCGUAGUUUUGGGUUAGUAACGACUUUUUUGACACGGUGUUUCGGUUCUGCUCCUCCCAAAUCGCCGAGUCCAUCCUUCGUCUCUUUCCAGUCCACCGGCGAGCGAUCAAAGUCGAUCUCCGUUAAUCAGACAUGGCUAUGACCAUCGAAGGUAAAUUAAACAAUCAAAUUACUCACCUUUCCUUCUCUUCUAUUAAUUUUUCCUGACGAGCUUGAAUCAGAUUUGUUAAAGCUUCAUGCUUUGUUAAUUUAUCGUGAGCUAAGGUUUUGAAUUGUUCAAAUUCACUAAUUUGUUUGCUAAUUUUUUUAAUGUUCCGAUGUGGGUUUCUUCUGGAAUGCUCAAACUGCUGUUUUGUUACAGUACUUGCUGGACUUGCCUUCAUGUUUUCAUCUAGUAUCCUCCUUCAGAUCCUGGCGUGUGCACUAUAUAGUAACUGGUGGCCAAUGCUUUCAGCACUCAUGUAUGUGGUUGUGCCUAUGCCUUGCAUGUUCUUUGGAGGAGGCUCAACACAGUUCCUAAUUAGUCGAGAUGGUGGAGGGUGGAUAGAUGCAGCAAAGUUCUUGACAGGAGCGUCAACAGUAGGAAGCCUGGCGAUUCCAAUCAUAUUAAGGCAUGCAGGAAUGAUCGAGACGGGUGCAAUGCUCAUAGAGUUCACAUCGUUCUUCAUAUUCAUCUGCACUGUCAUGUGUUUUCACCGGGCUAGCCUCGAUGAUUAUGAUUGGUAACAGAUAAGCUGGUAGUGGUGAUUUUACUAAUUUGUUUCGCAUGAGAAAAAAGAGAGAGGUGAGAGUUGCAGUGUGAAGAAGAUGAGGUAAUUAUGAACGUGAGAUAAGGUUUGAAGAAAGUCAUCUUCUUUCUCUUCUUUUCUCCCUCUUUGUACAACUUUGUAUUAAUCGGUGUCUGUAAAAAUGUUUGUUUAUUCAUCGUAGUGAAACAUGAUGCUUGUGUUUUUCUUA
Messenger RNA from Brassica napus (rape), 982 nucleotides. Its product is annotated as vacuolar protein sorting-associated protein 55 homolog. The record is from RefSeq and is a predicted model, not a curated record. Gene Ontology annotation, cellular component: endosome. Gene Ontology annotation, biological process: late endosome to vacuole transport via multivesicular body sorting pathway. Lineage: Eukaryota; Viridiplantae; Streptophyta; Magnoliopsida; Brassicales; Brassicaceae. The transcript has 4 exons. The coding region runs from base 335 to 751 and encodes 138 amino acids.